AUGGAGAGACCAAGCGACUCUUGGUCAGACCUUGCUAGUCUGGAUCCAGAGUCAGAGAAAUACAAGCGGAUCCACAUCAUUAUCUCAUCAGCAGACUUCUGUUAUCUGGAAAAACGCGGACUGGAGGCCCGAAGAAAAUUCCACCCAGCCUUGUCUGCCAACAUUAAGUGCCGCAUUAACACGUCGCGUUUUGAUCUUGGCUUCUAUAAUCUUGUCCUCGAGCUCUCCUUUACGGACAAUAUUUAUUGGAUCGCCCGCAUUCCCUAUAAAGCCUUCAACGACGAUGACAGAACCUCAAUGCUUAGCGAGAUCGCAACAAUGAAAAUUGUUAAGAAGCAUACCAAGGUUCCAAUCCCUCAAGUCUUUGACUUUGAAGUGUCUGCAAAUCAAGCCUUUGGCUACCCAUAUAUCUUGUUGGAAUAUCUAGGGGGUCGGACGCUCAAAGAUCUCCUAGUGAGGUCUAUUCCCCUUGUGUAUCACGACAAAGUGGCCAAACAGCUUGCUGAGGUCUUUGCAGAAUUACAAAACUUGACUUUUAGCCGCAUUGGGCGUCUCUGGUGUGGUGAGGAUGCCGAACAGACUAUUGAAAUAAUAGGUAUGGCCUGGCAUGCGUUACCUGGCCCUUUAGAGACUUCGCUUGAGUAUUUUUACCAUCAGAUACAGAGCGAUAACCGAGAAGCGGCUACGGCACAUGGGGACGAUCCAGAUUGGCUGACGGCGUGCUGGGUACUAAAACUAUCACUCUGUCAAAUAAUGGUUGAGGAUAGGGCUCGGGGCCCUUUCCCGCUGUGCCAUCUUGAUCUUCACUAUGGCAAUAUGCUAUUCGAUGAUGAAUACAAUCUGAAAGGGAUCAUAGAUUGGAGCAAUGCCCAAGCUGCACCUCUGGAGCAGCUAUCAAUUUGUCCUGAGUUCUCAAUUUUCCCAGCGCUAUCGGAUGAGCAAAACAAGCCUGCAAGAGAGUUCAAGGCCUCAGUUGUGAACCACUUAAAAGAUACAGAGAGUGCCCAGGAAACCAAUAAGACCGAGGGUGCAGAUCGUACCGACAUUCGCUGGAGCGACGUCAACGGUGAUGGUCAAGCCGACAUGAUAUCGGCGGACAAGUUCAACGGUGACGCCAAGGUCUACUACAACAAGGGAUAG
Messenger RNA from Fusarium sp. VM40, 1140 nucleotides. The record is from the annotation of a GenBank genome assembly. NCBI's taxonomy places the organism in Eukaryota, Fungi, Ascomycota, Sordariomycetes, Hypocreales, Nectriaceae.